Crotalus tigris (Tiger rattlesnake) is the source of this 9509-nucleotide messenger RNA. It is a transcript of the gene PLEKHO1, whose product is annotated as pleckstrin homology domain containing O1. The coding region runs from base 3282 to 4562 and encodes 426 amino acids. The transcript is spliced from 6 exons. Gene Ontology annotation, cellular component: muscle cell projection membrane; ruffle membrane. Lineage: Eukaryota; Metazoa; Chordata; Lepidosauria; Squamata; Viperidae. The record is from RefSeq and is a predicted model, not a curated record. Gene Ontology annotation, biological process: regulation of myoblast fusion.
UCCUUAUAUUCUCCUCCCCUUUCCCUGUCACCUGAUUUAACUCUAAACAUACCAGACAGUUCUGCAUAUAUUGUCAAAGCAAGAAUAUUCAAUAUUAGCAGCGUUGACAGGUGCCUUGGAGGGUUUUUAAGCAUUCCCAGUACUUGGCCCCUGGUCAGUCCGAUGCUUCAGGUGGUGAAGUUGGCCCUUCUGCUGUCCUUGGACUGGAACUUCCAGGAGAGCCAGCACUGAGGGGCGCUGGGGUCCCGCUCCGGGGGCCAAAGCUUAAACCAGAAUUCUUGUUAACUAUUGGUCGUUGAGUGUGUGGGUGAAACACCCACCUCCUGAGACUAAUAGAUUUGAGAAGAAGAAGCCAUCAAUGUGGCUUAUUUGUGGCUAAGACCCGAUUUUUCCUGCGAGGGCUUCUGUGGGAGCUGCCCUAGGAUGCUCGCUGCAGGAAGACAAGAUGGCGGGAAGGAAAUCACUCGGCCUCAAGGAGUCCUGUUCUUCCCCUCGUGGGCCCAACUCCCAGUCUGAGCAGGUUAGGUUCUCUCUCUGAUGCAACAUUUCUUCUUUUUUGAUUAGCUGUAAUCAGAAGUGGAAUUUUGAGUGUUAAUGAUUAGACCUAAUUAAGCAGCUUGUUUUCAAGUUAGACCCUUCUUGGCCGGGAACGGAGACCUGGAGGGAAGGGAGGAGGAGGUGCUGCCAGGUCUUCUGUGGGGUCUCUGUCCCCAAGGAUCAGAAAAGGCCCCUGGCCCCAAAGCCUCCUUGUCCACGGCCGGCCCAGGGACUGUGGGAAACCCCUCUGGCAGACAGUCGAGAGGCAGCUCUUUCCCCCAGGCCGGAGGAGGCUUUCUUGGAGGGACCGGAGGCAAGAAACAGGAUUCUCCUUUUGGGCUUUUACAGGUGGUCCUCGAUGUACGACCACAAUGGAGCCCAAAAUUUUUGUUGCUAAGUAAGACAGUUGCCGCAACAGUCGUUAAGUGUGAAAAAUGUCAUUUGUUUCAGUGCCUUUUGAACCGUCACUAAAUGAACGGUUGCAAGUCACAAAUACCUGAAUUGCCUUUUAUUCCUGUUGCAAGCUGCCCAGAAUUUGGUUGCUUACGAAUAAUUUAAAUAAAUAAGUAAGCCCUUUCUUUUGGUCACAUGACUGAGAACUAAACCUCCCAUGUUUUGCCACUCCAUCUUUUUGUCCCGGCCCGUGUUCCACGGUGUACUCUCUGCUUGCGCAGGACUGUGCUGCCACCACUUGAGACGAGGCACCUGGCCUUUCCACCGACGGUUCACCGAAGCUCUUUCCCACUCAGCAAUGGGUGGUCUCGCUGGCAGCCCACUUGUGCCCAGGGGUUAGCAGUGCGGUGGGACUCUCCUUUGUGCAUCUUCCGUCCGCAGGCAACCCUGGUCUGUGUCUUCUUCCUUACGUAUAAUAAUGGCUGGGACAAGGACUCCAGCCAUGGUGCACGCUCACAGGGCCUUGUUCCAGGGUAGAUGUGAACCUCUGCGGUUGUCACUCUGCCCUCCCAGGGACGCCUCUGGAGCGCAAGUCCUGCCAGGAGAAAAGGCACAAGAGCGGCUGCUGUGUCUACGCCAGGACUCUGGGAGGGACGCCGUUGCAGGUAAAUAGCUGGUGAGCCUGGAGCCUGGACCUCACGGACACAUGGCAGCUCCCCAGACACUUCCCCCAAGCUGCGUCGUCAGGCAAGCAAGCAAGGCUUCUUUGUGCUUCUUACCAAAAUAACUGAAGAUGGUUGCCAUCCUGCUCUGAAUCGGAUCUAGCUCUCCCUGACCUCAGUUUCUCCACUGGGUUUCAGUGUGGCUGAGAGUGGUGUGACAAGGCUUUCUCUAGAUCUGUGACACUGUGUGUGUGUGUGUGUGACAGAGAGGAAGAGGGAGGAUGUGGAUGUGGGGAAAAACAGCACCCGGCCUGUGUUCCUCCAGGCCUGCCAGGUAGUGCUGGCCCUCUGGCUCAGAUACGCAAUGAGGCAAUGACCCGUUGGAGAAUCACCACAAUAAUUGCCACUCAGAAACGUUGAGCCUGCUAGCUGCACCCAGCCAGCUGUCGGCCUGGGCAUUGGCAGGCAAGAUACAAUGAACGAACGGCUAAAAUAAGUCAGCCACGGUGGGAAAUGUUGGCAGCAGACGUGGAACAAAGAGAGUCCUUUGCCAUUUUGGUAAAUCAUGCUAAGCUGGAAGUGAGUCCAAGAUGCUUUGCUUGGGGAGAGGGUGUUUGGUGGGAGACCCCGGGGGGGGGGGGUGGCGCAGGUCCUGGCUACGGGGUCUGUGCCCGUCUGCCCAGGCAGGUCUGGAAGGGAGUGAACUUCCACGUGUCAAGGUGCCCCUGCUGCCGGUUCCUCUUUGAGUCGUGCCAACAGCCAGCCCUGUCUGGAGGAUCUUCUCUCACUUUACAUAACCGAACCGCCCGGCACUUCACUCAGCACUCCUGAAGCCCCACCAGCGGCUGCCUGCCUCUUGGGCUCCCGGGGCCUUUGGCACCAUGUUGAGAGCAGUGGGCUGCCAUCUUCUCCGAGGCCCGCUGGAGUCCCAGUGUCCUUUGUAUGCGGCUUCAUUCUCUCUUCGCCUUUGUCACUUUAUGGAUCCUGUUGCCCGCUGAAGACUUUGGUUGGGUGCCACAGCUUGGGGCGCCUAACCAAGUUCACCAAAUGGAAGUAUUUCUCUCAGCAGGACCCUGGUCUUCUCCCAGAGCUGUGCCAGGUCGCUGGAGGAGCGUAAACCUAUUUCAGGAAGGACUGUACAAAACAAGCGUGUCUGUGCCUGUGUUGCUUUGCCUGCCUUGUGUGUGUCCCGGGGAGGUGUGUGUGUGUGGGGGGGGGGUUCCUUCAGCCUUCCUGAUCCUGCUUCGUUCCUCCCUGACUUCUCCUCUCUUCCCAGCCAACUGACUCAAACAAAGAAGAAAGGGUCUCCUCCCUCCGUCCCUCCCUCCCAGCUUCAUUUGCCUCUUUCCUUGUGGAAACGUCACGGCUAGAUGGUGCUGUGGAGCCCAGAAGAACCCUUUCCUUCCAUGCCCAGGCGAGAGAAAGGAGGAGGAGGAGGAGGAGGGAGAGACGGAGCAGGGGAGGGGGUUUCUGGGGGUCCCUCUGCCUGCAAAUAUGUGUGGGCAUCACAGAGGCAAAUUCUGCCUCCAGGUCAUGGGAGCUCCUUUGUGCUUCCCUUAAGGAGGAGAGAUUCCCCCUUCCCAAUAACUGCACAGAUCUUCAAUUCUCUGCCCGGCAAAGACCCUGCCCCCCCUCCCACAUACCCUCUCUCCCCCUUCCCUUUCCUCCUCUGGACAGCUGCAUUGAGGAAUGAUGAAAAAAACCAAUUCGGCUAAACGGGGGUUCCAGGAGGGGAACCAGCAACUGCUGCAGCCUGAGAAGGUGGGCUGGGUCCGAAAAUUCUGUGGGAAAGGCAUUUUUCGGGAGAUUUGGAAAAAUCGGUUUGUGGUGCUGAAGGGUGACCAACUUUACAUCUCGGAGAAGGAGCUCAGAGAUGAGAAAAACAUCCAGGAGGUGUUUGACUUGAACGAUUACGAGAACUGUGAGGAGCUCAGGAAGUCCAAAAGCAGAAGCAAAAAAAACUAUAGCAAGUUCUCCCUCGCCCACUCCAAGGAGCCUGGCAACACAGCACCCAAUCUCGUCUUCCUGGCUGUGAGCCCCGAAGAAAAGGAGUCUUGGAUCAAUGUGCUCAACUCUGCCAUAAUCCGGGCCAAAAACCGCAUCUUGGACGAGGUGACAGUGGAGGAGGAGAGCUUCCUCGCCCACCCCACUCGCAACAGAGCAAAGAUCCAGCACUCCAGGCGGCCUCCGACCAGAGGCCACUUAAUGGCUGUGACAUCUACCUCAACCUCUGAUGGGAUGCUGACCCUGGACUUGAUCCAGGAGGAGGAUGCCUCCCCAGAAGACCUCGACACCUGUGAGAAGAGUUUCCGGGUGGACCUGGACAAAUCAGCCGUUCAUUUCACCCCUGGCCGGAGGCGCUCAGAUUCAGAGACCAUCAAGGAGAAGAGCAAGACAAACAGUCUCCCACGGAGGAAGGACACGACUGGGGAGAAGUUCUCCACUCACAGGGAGGCCUUUGGCAAAGGGGCCAUGUACACCCCUCAGGUCCCCAAGAAGCUCUCUCCCUUGGAGAAGAACAAAUGUGCCUCUAUGGAAGAAAUCCUCUCCUGCUGGGACUCUUCCUCAGCUGGCCAGGCGUGGCUGAGGAGCGGACUCAAGGACCGAGGGGCUUCCCCUGAGCCCGAGCAGCUGGCCAGGAUACAGGAGCUGGUAGCCUUGCAGCUGGAGAAGACGCAGGGCCUGCUGGCGGAAGCGAAGGGCUACGGGGGAGAGGCGCAAAAGGCACCGGAGCUCGCCUGCGCCUCUCCUGUGGCCCCCGCCUCCCCCUCCCCCAGGCUGGACUCGGAGGCCGCCUUGCAGGAGAUCCAGAGGCUGCUGGGCGAGGCCUCCUCCUACUGGAGCCAAGCCCAGAAAGUGCUGCAGGAGGUGACAGAACUGAGGCGCCUCUACCAACAACUUCGGCUCUCGCCCCCUACGCCUCUGGGGGGGCUGCGGCAGCCGCCUCAGUGCAGGAGGAGCCUGAUGUGAAGGCAAGCGGUGGGGCGACCUCUCGGGAAAACGGGGCGCAGGGCAGCCAGCAGGAGGGUGCAGACAUUGGGGAGCGGAUGUGCCGCUUGCAUUUGUAGCACUGGAUGCUUCCCGGGUUCCGGCUGUUACUCAAUCCUUACUCUUCACCAACUCAGUUUUUUCCUCACUUCCCCCACAUUUAUAAUGUCACCCAUUCCUCUCUUCCAACUUCAAGGCAGCCUAUUUCAAUACGUCCUUCGUGUCCGAAGUGCAGCAACUUAGAGACAGCAUCUUGGAGCGUAAUUUUUCAGAAGCAGCAUGGUUCUGUUUUGGGCCCGUGGUUUUCUCACUGAACCUCUUUCCAAGAAUGGCUUCCAAACAGUGAAGUCCUCCCGUACAAAUGCCCUGCGGGUGCACCACACUCUCAAAUGCCAGGAGACGUGGGUUGCAUCUCCGGCUCCAGGGGGACAUGGCCUCCUCAGCAGGGUCCCUCCUGGGUCUCCCUGGAUCUUGUCUGGCUGCUCUGCCCUGCUCUUGACCGGAACUGGGGAAGCAGCUUUGGUCCUUGAUCCCAGGCAGUUAUCUGGUCCACAGGCUUAAAGCUUAGGUACCUCACAACAUCAUUUCCCUUAAGUCCUUGGCAGAUAUUUCUUAUUCCAUCUGACUUUGCCCCCUGAGCCCCAUUGCUUUCCUCAGCCCUGCUUCUGGCCUUCAGAUGCAGCGCACGAGCAGCAACAGGCACCGUGUGCUUAGAAAGUGUGACAGGCGUCAUGCAGUUUUGCUUGUCGGCAGAAUGUGUGAAUCCAGGUCAUCUUCAGGCCUGCCUCUUAUCUUUUUGGUGCAGCAGGAGAUAGCCUGAAGCGUUCCAUGGCCACCCGUGCCACCCAUCGCUCCUUUGGGAGAAGUCUUGGCCCCACACACUCUGCAUCUUGUCCCCUUGAGCUGAAUCUCAUUUCAGUUUUGGUGACAGGAGCAGGUCUUCUGUGGCAUCAGAAGAGUUGGCCCCAAUGCUCUGUAUACUCCAUCAGCCAACGGCCUUGCCACAUCAACCAGUAAACCCAGCCCUCUUUCGUUCCCUUUUUCCAUCACUGAUACUGAAGCACAGUGGACAUUGUGUUGGACAGGUGGAACUCAAGAGGAUGUCGAAUGUGGCCAUUACUCUCUGUUUACUUGCAAAACUGUUUGCCUGUGGAGAAUUUACUGGUGGUUAAAAGGGCUCUCGGGUUGAAGUCAGAGCCAUUGGUUCACUUGUGCCUCCUGCUCUUCCUGUGUUCAGAGAAACGGCAGAGAGGAGGGUUAGGGUCCGCAGGAUUUGUCCAGCCAGCAAGAUCCUACAAUAGAAAGUGCUUCCCUGUGACAGAGUCAUCUCGCUCCCCAUUCUGUGGUCAUUGCUCGCUGCUUAAGAAGGCAGAGUGUCCCCUUGGGAUCGCCUCUCCGUGGCUUCGGUCCGCCUCGUGCUGGUUCAGCCGAGAGUCAGGAAGGGAAGACUCAGCACAGGUGGCCUCUCAUCAGGUGCCUUCGUGUCCUGGUGGAUGCUCCCCACUCUGCACUCUGCUAAGCAGAAUUACUGGGGUCCCCCACUGGUGGAACUGGCGAAGAAGAGUCCCACCCUUGGUGUUUCCACGGGUGGCACUUUCUGCUCUGGCUUAAGAGGGAGAGAUGCCCAAGCAAGUCUUCCAGAAUCAUCCCUCCAGAAGGGGGAUUGGAAAGGGAUGCUUUUUUUUGGUGACCUCUGCCUCACAAUAGGAUUUUCCAAUUGGCCGCAGGUGCCCUCCUUCCCCUUUUUAAAAGAGUUUGAGAAAUUUAUUUGCCCUUCUCUUCUUUUUCCAAACUUACAACAGCCUUUGGGGGAGGGGGAAUUACCUUUGGGUUUCGUUUUACAUCCCUCUGAGUUUUCUUAGUGAGUGACCACAUUCAGAAGUCAGAUUCACAUCCUAAUUCUGUAACAGGUAAAAGGCAGGUGCACAAAAGUCAGGAUUAGCAUGUAGCUCAAUAAAAUUAAAAAGGGAAAAGAAACUUGUAAGCUGGUUAGUUUUAGGGCAAUAGAGAAUAUGGAAAUAAAUAAUUAGCUCCACUAAAGAGAAGUUUCUCUUUGCCCUCUCUUCUCCCUGGAAAGGGUUGAAACCAUAAGUAACAAUGAAACAAACGAAGGUAAUCCUUACCUAUCUACAAAUACAUAGUUCAGUCUAUAGGCUUAUAAGCAAAAUAUUACCUAUUCAUCGGGGAACAGAGCAUUGAAAUACAUAAAAAAUGGCAUUAAAAAAGGAGAGCUAAUUAGGUUGGAAGGAGUUUAAGACAUCUCUGUAAGGCGGUAUUUCACAUUGGUGCAAGCAGCUGUUCUUUGCUGCAGAUUGUGGGAUAAUGUUUUGGGGAUGAUGGAGAUGAAAUUGGCAUUAUUGCAAUAUUUAUUUUAAAAUGUGUUUUCACUGUUCCAUAGUAAAUAACACCAAGGGCUGCCCAUAGGUUUUGUCCUUUUUUUUUUUUUUUUUUUUGAAGGGCUGCAAAUGGACACCACAGUUGUUGAUGUGUAUUUUUGUUGUAUGGCCCUCGGCGUAUUUCGUUCCCUUCAGAUUUGUAGGGAGAGCAGGCGUGGUCCCCUUGCAGCUUCCCCUUGAACGCCGCCGUCCCCGGGCUCUGGACAACAACGGUCACUGCUCCGAGCCAGGAAGUUGGAUCUAGAGGGCGCUGGUGCUCUGGAAAGAGAGAGAGAAAGUGUUGGGGAUGGUACACUUCCCUUUAACCUCCAUAAUUUUGAUUUGUCAUUUUAGCCAGGACAGGAUUUAUUCUAGAAACACCUUUUAGUUCUUUUCUUCAGGUCUGAGCUGACUUGGAAAUAAUUCCCUUUUCAAAAGGUUUGACUUCCUCUCUCCUCCUCAGGGAUUUUUCCUCCCACACGUAGAUUAGGUAACCCGCAGUUCGGAGUAACACUCUGUUUUCUUUGCUGCACAGCCUCACCCGUUUUCAGAGAAUUCAGGGCUGGGCUUGAACAGGGAGAAAUGCACAGGUUUUGUGCAUCUGAUCUCAAAGCACCAGGGUCAAUCUUUUUUAUUUCUGGGGAAGACCUACCUGAACUGCAGAUAUCUGGAAACCGCUAGAUGGCAGCAGAGAGAGAUGGGAAAUUAGCAUCUUGCUGCCAUCCUGUGCUGCUCUGGAUUAUGGCAGCCCUAAUUUGAUAACCUUGAUUAUGUUGCUGCUUGUAAGUAAUUUACUUAUGUUUCCUUUUUCUUUGGGAUUUGUUAUGUGACCAUAAGUGGGAAAACAAGUUCUAGAUUCCAGCUACAUUUCAUUCCUCCUCCAACUUUCCGGGGUCCAAGCUAAUUAUUAUUGCAUUUUGGGAGUCCCUAUGCAGAGUGUCCUGUGGCAAUUAUUGGCUGGGCAUUGGCGUGUGCUUCCGUGUCGAGAAUCAGUCCAGCAGCAAUCCCAUACGCACGGCCACAGCUUAGGAGCAGCGGACUGCUGCCACUGAAGCCUUGAAUGGGAGUGAGAGGAAGUGAGGAAAUUGGGAGGAGCAGCUUGUGUUCCCUACGGGGAAAAGGGGUGACAAAGCAGAGUGAGACCUUUGAGAGCCAUUCCUUUCCCAGACAAGAUCUACGCAGCUGUGGCUGUGGGUGGAUUGUAACAACUGUAUGUGUCUCCUGCAAAAGUCAGCAAUGCAUGUGCCGUGACCCCAAUGCAUAUGCAAUCCCCAGGCAAAAGCCCACCAGUGCAACCUGCAUAAAACUGUGUGCACUAUUGGAUUGGGGCAAAUAGUUAAAUGUUGCUUCCAGCCCCAGAACUGUGAAAUUCUAUGAUAUCUAUCAGUGUCUUAAGCAUUUACUAAUGUACUUAUACUGAGGCAGAGAGCACAAUACAAGGGAAAACACGUUAGUAUCACCUACUUCUUUUCCCCUUCCCUUUUUCAUUUGUUUCAAAAAAAAUUGUGGAUGCUAAGAAGCUAAUUUAUUUUUUAAAAAAAAAUCUAUGCAAACUGCUUAAUAAAAUAGUUUUCCUUCCUUCGCUCUCUCCUCCUGGGCACCAUAGCUUGCAUGUACAAGCCUAUUAAAACCUGUAAAAGGCUUUUUUUUCCUGAGAACUGACAUGGAAUCUCGACUAGAGGCUUUUGGUCUCCUUUCUGCAUCUGUGGUGAGCUUCCUUUCUUAUAGGGCUACAGAAGCUGUUGGGACACCAGUGAACACUGUUGGCAGAGAACUUUCUUCUGCUCUGGAAAAUUUGGAUGAUAAUCCGUGUGUAACUAAGGGCCAGUUUCAGGGUUUCUCGAGCAGAGCAGGAGCUGAAGGAUGCCUCCCCCAAGGAGCCCAUAGCCGGAGGUCCAUCCCUUGGCUUGGCCUCUGCCAGGCUGGUCCCUUGCUCUGGCUCCAAGCAUGGCACUUCCAGUCCAAGUCUCUUCCCCGCAGCUCUUCUGCUGUGGCACAUGGACGUUCCAUCCGUUGCUGCUGCUGCUGCUAGAAGCUGCCCUGCCUUUGUCCAGAUCCUUUCUUAAUGCAACCCGGCUAGUGGCGGUGACUGAACCUUCUGCCAGUCAGUACCCUUUGCUAAUUAUGCAUUGCAUGGAUGGGCCACUCUUUAGUUUCUCAGCUUGUUACUUUUAGCAAGGUUGUUCUCUCUUGGCUAUCUGUGGAGUUGUAUAUGUCAUGUCUCCUCUUUGAGUUUCUUUCUUUCUUUUUUUUUUUUUUAACUUACCUAAAAGUCAAAACCUCCCUUAAUUUCCCGAGUUGACUCUUGUGACAUACUUCUUGCAUUUAGAUUCUGACUUGGGUUCUGGUGUCUGUUUCUUCUCCGCUGUCCUCAGCACCUGCCUCGUCCAAGGAAGCCUAACUCUGCACUGAUUUUUAUGUGAAAUCUUUUUUUAAAAAGUCCCACGUGCUGUCUGGGCAGCAUGUUGCUCCAGCUUGCUGCUGUUCUUGUUUACCUGAUUUGAUAUUUAAGGCUGUGCUAAAGAUGAAAAUAAAACCACUGAAUGUUUUUAAA